UCUCCCAUAACUCUCUCAGAUCACUCUCCUUCAUUUCCUCCCUCACCAUGCCUCCGUCUAAACCUUGCAAUCUCUUUUUAAUUUUGACGGUCGCGAUCAAUAUCUGCUUCGCGGAGUUACCUUCUUUUCGAGAAGCGCCGGCAUUUCGAAACGACAGAGAAUGUCCCAAAACAACAUGGUCAUCCCUCGACAACAAAACUCACAUCCCUUCCGUUAUCCACAUUGCCAUGACCUUAGACACCGCUUACCUCCGGGGCUCCAUCGCCGGAGUCUUCUCCGUUCUCAUCCAUGCUACUUGUCCCGAAAACAUCGUCUUCCAUUUCGUCACCACACAACGACAGGGCGCUGAACUCACGCGCGCCGUUACCGCCACGUUCCCUUAUCUUAACUUCCACUUCUACCACUUCGACACUGAUCCGGUAAACGAAAAGAUCUCGUCUUCUAUCGGACUCGCGUUGGACAAACCGUUGAGUUACGCGCGUAUGUACUUAGCUGAUCUGCUGCCAGAUGGUGUCAGGCGUAUCAUCUACUUUGACUCUGACCUCAUUGUCGUCGAUGACGUCAUUAAGCUAUGGAGCGUCAAUUUAGGAAGUCACGUGUUGGGAGCGCCGGAGCAGUGCCACGCCAACUUCUCGAAAUUCUGGUCCAACCCGGUAUUUACGGCGUCGUUUGAGGGAAGAUCACGGAUCCCUUGUUAUUUCAACACUGGGGUUAUGGUAAUCGAUUUAUGGAAAUGGAGAGAAGGGAAAUACACAGAGAAACUAGAAAACUGGUUGAGGAUUCAGAAACGGCACCGUAUUUACGAGCUUGGUUCUUUGUCUCCAUUUUUGUUAGUUUUCGCCGGUGACGUGGAGGGGUUGGAUCACCGGUGGGGACAACUUGGAAUCGGUGGGGACAACUUGGAAGGCUUAUGUGGGUCACUACACCCCGGUCCGGUUAGCUUGUUGCAUUGGAGAGGUAAGGGAAAGGCUUGGCUUAGAAUCGACUCUCAAAGACCUUGUCCGCUGGAUUCCUUGUGGGCCUCUUACGAUCGGGUUCUUCAUCCGUCUUGUUCUCCCAUAAGCUGAUAAACGGUGAAAGUCCUGGAAAGUUCAUUGAAGUUUCACAAAAGAAGGGACACGUGUAAAAAACAGAUAGCACCUUCCAACUUGCAUGGUAGUGAAAAUAUGUAAUUACCGCUGCUAAACGCCUCUUAACCGCGAUGGUUUACACUUGUUUUUCUUUUAUUUAACAAGUGAAAAUGCAAGUUAGAAUUCUUUGCCAACUGCAUGGCAUCAGUUUAGGACAGUUUGGAACAAAGCCCCUUUUGUUGAAUACUCGGAUUGAGCUAGGCUGUUGAGUACCCCUAAAUUUUAGUUUUGACAUUACCUCAUUCCUUUUAACUUUACAGGCCUUUAACAUUCAAGUUCUCAUAAGCUCAAAUUGCUAUAGUUCAAGAAUAUAGUUGUAGUUUUCGAUCCUUUAUAACACUUAAUGAUAUUGUAGGAUGUUUGUUUCCUGUCUAAAUCAUUCCAAGGUGAAUUUUCAAGUUUAAAACUUUGGUGCUUUAACACUCAUAAUACUAGUUCUAUGAUCAAAGUGUUACACAAAUGAUGAUUGGCAGGAUUAAAGUUAAGCAAUUGGUUUUGUUUCCCUCUGAUUUUAACUUUGGUUGAAUUUGCAUCAUGAAUCCUUUGGUAAAUGCUUAAUGCUUCAGAAUUCUUCCGUAUGUGUAAAAUUUCUACUUCUUUGAAGCUAGGCACCUCCUUUUCAAUGUUGGAUGGCAAUUCUGUGCUGCAAACCCCACUUCUUUCAUUGUGUUUCUGACCAGAGUGUGAAGCUCAAACUGGGAAGCCAUCUUAGGUAGUAUGGUAUGCAAGACAAAAUCUUUCAUCUGUGUUAGUGUGGAAUUCACCAAUUUGGUUCUAGUUAAAGCAAUGGCUAAGGGUUAUCUUUUAUGCACUCAAGGAAGCUGCACAAGUCUUAAUCGGUGAUGCAAUCUACAAGAGCUGUUGUCUUGUGACCGUAGCAUCAGAACCUUGGGAAGGGUAACAAAGAAGCCUGUUACAUACAAGAACAACGUAUUUGCAGGGCAAAUGAUGGCUUAUGCAUUUCAAUGUUGCAGAAGAUAUGCCUUUGAAGUGUUGAAUAACUGCUAAUAACACCUGUUUUUUAAGUGUUUUGACUGUGUUGUAGAGAAUUAAGGGAGCUGAUUGUUAUACAAGUGGAAGCCUAAGGUUGUUUACGUAAGAUGGGUUCUUGUGAUUUCACUUCACUUCCGUGUAUCAAAAACGAAGCCAUCGAUCCUUGUGAAGCGAAAAUGGUCAAAAUUAUCUUUUUUUUUAAUUUAUAUAAUUUAAAUUAAUGAUGUAAUUUUUAAA
Messenger RNA from Durio zibethinus, 2360 nucleotides. The record is from RefSeq and is a predicted model, not a curated record. NCBI's taxonomy places the organism in Eukaryota, Viridiplantae, Streptophyta, Magnoliopsida, Malvales, Malvaceae.